Messenger RNA from Candidula unifasciata, 2207 nucleotides. The record is from the annotation of a GenBank genome assembly. Lineage: Eukaryota; Metazoa; Mollusca; Gastropoda; Stylommatophora; Geomitridae.
GCUUUGGUGAUGUGGACUGUAACUUUGAUGAACAAACAUUCUGCAACUGGUCACCUCAUGGACAGAGCAAACUUAACUGGACUUUCACUAAUGGUUUCACAUCAUUCAAUUCAUUUCAAGUGACCACUGAUCAUACCGGCAAAGGAGGAUACUACAUAUACUUUCAAUCUGCCUUCGGUAACCCUGGUGAUAAAGCCAUCUUAUCAUCCCCUGCAGUCCCUCCGACCAAUGGCUUGAGCUGCUUCUCAUUUUGGUACUACAUGUAUGGACCCAGCGUUGGACAACUGCAGCUGGUCACUAGUGUGGGUGGUACAAAUGCAGUCAAGUGGCAAAAAGAAGGCAGCCAGAGUGAUCGCUGGACGCAAGCUUCUGUAACCAUUCAGAGCAACAGCAACUACCAGCUGUUCAUUCAGGUUGUAAAGGGACAGGGAUUUGGAGAAAUAGCCGUUGAUGAUAUAAGUCUUGUCCACAAUGCAUGCCCUCACAAAGCCACUUGUGACUUUGAGGAUGAUGGCUUCUGCAGCUAUGAUCAAGAUCUGUUUGAUGACUUUGACUGGACUCGUACCAGUGGUACCACAUAUUCUGCCUUUACAGGCCCAUCAAAUGACCACACGUAUGGCACAAGCAAGGGACACUACAUCUUCACUGAGGCAUCCUAUCCGAGACAACAAGGAGACAUUGCCCGCAUCAUCAGCCCAGUGAAUCCACCAACAGAUGGGCGCUGUUUGAAGUUCUGGUACAACAUGAAUGGAGAGACUAUUGGCAGCCUUCUUGUCUACGUCCGGGACCACAAGGGCUUUGACACACUCAUCAACAACAUGACUGGCAACUCAGGGAAUGUGUGGUUGUUGUCUCAGCAGGAUGUGGUCUCUGAGACAUCCUUCCAGAUUGUGUUUGAAGGCGUGAUUGGAAGUGAUUACCUUGGGGACAUUGCCUUGGAUGACAUAGAGCUGUCCAAUAAUCCUUGUAUCAAUUUAUUUGGCUGUGAUUUUGAGAAAGAUCUUUGCUCCUGGACACAAAAUACCACAGAUAACUUUGAUUGGAUGUUAAUCAGUGGCCCUGCUCCUUACCAAGGUCCUCUCUUAGACCACACCACUAACAAUAUUGCAGGCCAGUACAUUUACCUGGACAGCACAGGCAGGCAAGGUGAUGUGGCUGAGUUGGACUCCCAGAUAAUUCCCCUGGCUGGCUCCAAUGACUUCUUCUGUUUCUCUUUCUGGUACUACAUGAUUGGAGGUGUUGGAUAUUUGAACGUCACUACAAGGACCUUUGCCAGCCAGAAACCACAGACAGUGUUCAGUUUGUAUGGCAGCCAGAACGACACAUGGCAACAGGCCUUUGUUAAUAUUCCUAGACCAUCGGCAGCUUUCCAGAUUGCUGUCAUUGGAUCAGUGGGAAUCUCCAAGAUAGUUAGCAUGGGCUUAGAUGACUUCAGUUUUGCCGCUAGUUCAUGUCAAGAUUUGAUGGUUACUGGAACAUUCAACUGUGGAGGAACAAAGAACCAGACAAUCAGCUCUUCAAAAGUCUGUGAUUUUGCCAGAGACUGUGGGGAAACUGCUGCUGAUGAGAGUAAUUGUGGUGACUGCAGUUUUGAGUAUGACUGGUGUAGGUACAUGGACAUCAGCAGUGGAGAGUUUCAGUGGAACAGGGGACGUAAUGGAAGUCUCACAUCAAACACAGGACCCCCGUAUGAUCAUUUGAACCAACCAGAUGGUUAUUACCUGUAUGUGGCGACAUCAGGAGGCUCAUUGGAGGACAUGGCAGACGUCAUCACUGACUUUAGCUUCGGUCCAUCCCCAUCCACUUGCCAGAUUGAGUUUUACUACUACAUGAGAGGAUAUGGUAUUGGUCUUCUCUACGUCAUUGUCAGGGAGUCUCAAGAAGAUACUAUUGUCUUUGAGAAUGACCACAGUAUGGGUGACAACUGGAUUAAGGCAACUGUAGACCUAGGUCAUGUGGCUGUGCCGUUUAAGGUGUUGUUUAGAGCAAGUAGAGUGUUCAGUAUGGCAGGAUCUGUUGCCAUAGACGAUAUCAGCUUUAUCAACUGCAAUUAUCCACCUGUCCAAACAUCUUGUCCAGCCAAUCAGUUCAGAUGUACACGCAAGUCAUGUGUCAGCAAGAACACAGUCUGCGAUUUUGUGGAUGACUGUGGAGAUGGCAGUGAUGAAGCCAACUGCAGUAAGUAUGGCCUCAGAGGUGUGGUUUGA